AUGACCACCUCUCCUCGAAAAUCCCGAACCCCCUCCAACCCGCGCACCACCGACCCCUCAGACUCCGAUCCUAUCAUCGCCUCCUACGACGUCUACCUCACAAAUUCUGACAUUAGCCGGUAUGUUCUGCAAUAUCUCGACCGGCCCACCGGGCAUGCCUAUGAUGACAACAACGGGCAAAAGCCGACUGAGCUGCGCCUGAAGCCGAAGACGGGCCUUGUCGAGGUUGACGUGCCGAUUAACACAAGAGUAAACUAUGAUCUGGCAAAGGGACUGAAAUAUGGUGAUGCGCUGAAGAAAAGUAAGAGUGCUCGUGAGGGAGGUGCAUAUGGUAUGGCGGGCGGGUUUAGUGUUGCCGGGGCGCGUGAGGGAGGCGCGCCUGGUGUUGCAGGAAAGGUUAAGGCGGAAAAUGGAGGUGUGAAAAGUGAGGAUGCCAUGCGUAGGGCGGCAGGAGAUCAGACACCGCUAUUAAAGGUGCAGACGUUGGGAGGGAGAAUCAAGACUCCAGAAGAUGGUGAUCCAGUUUACAUGCUUGCUGCUUUUAGGGGCGUUAGCGCCGUCGUUCAAUUACACCCGCAGCUCCACCAUCUCGACGCGAUGGACGAGAUGCCCAAAGCGCGCGCCGGGAAAAGUCGAAAAGAAGGCGAGGAAGAUCGAGCUGAGCCGGAGGCUAGAGCCGUCGACGUGAAGGUCAAAGGCGCAGAGGACAGAGAAGUCAUGAUGCCGGGGAACCUGGACCUUCUGAAAAAGAUGCAGGAGGAGCAGUGGAAGACGUAUGAUUGGGUUGAUGCUGAGAAUGAGGAAUCGUGGCAGAUAUACGACAAUUACAUGAUGCAUCAGGAUGUGAAAGACUUGCCGCAGCUGCAGUCCGCGAUCAACAGCGAGGAUUAUUUAGAUAGGAUGAGCGCACCCCGAAUUGACCCGGCGCGGCCAGAGAUGACGGGGUGGGCGAUGAAGCAGAAUCGGCUGAAACAGAAACAGGGGGAAUCGUCCGGUAGUAGCACUGAGGAAGGCUAA
This is a messenger RNA of Aspergillus nidulans FGSC A4, 1017 nucleotides long. RefSeq lists its product as uncharacterized. The transcript is spliced from 3 exons. The coding region runs from base 1 to 1017 and encodes 338 amino acids. Gene Ontology annotation, cellular component: nucleus. Gene Ontology annotation, biological process: DNA-templated transcription. Lineage: Eukaryota; Fungi; Ascomycota; Eurotiomycetes; Eurotiales; Aspergillaceae. The record is from RefSeq and is a predicted model, not a curated record.